Messenger RNA from Sander lucioperca (pikeperch), 1419 nucleotides. RefSeq lists its product as uncharacterized. Lineage: Eukaryota; Metazoa; Chordata; Actinopteri; Perciformes; Percidae. The record is from RefSeq and is a predicted model, not a curated record. The coding region runs from base 55 to 1419 and encodes 454 amino acids. The transcript is spliced from 2 exons.
GAUUAUUGCAGAAAGAACCACACUGACCUGGCCACAGUGUCUAACCAGACAGACAUGCAGAGACUCCUUAACUCCACGACUGAACAGUAUCAAGGUGGAGCCUGGAUUGGGCUGCAAAACAACACAACAAACACUGUGUGGCGCUGGUCUCAGUCAGGGGUGGAGUUCAACGAGACUGAGAGUGAAUGGUCUCCAAGACAGCCAGAUAAUUUAGGCAAUCAGGAGAACUGUGUCAGGAUGCAGGAUGACACAUGGAAUGACGACUCUUGUACUAAAAGAUAUAAAUUUAUCUGCUAUGAAGAACAUAAGAAAUCCGGCAAAACAUUUUAUAUCAGUAACGAUGAGAAGACCUGGCUAGAGGCUCAGAGGUUCUGCAGAGAAAAUUACACUGACCUGAUCAGUGGAGUCCAACAGCUAGAAGACUUCAAGACACAGCGCCAGAAUGAUUCAAACCAGUCCCAGAAUAAUGUAGGACAGUCCCAGAAUAAUACAGGACAGUCCCAGAAUAAUACAGGACAGUCCCAGAAUAAUGUAGGACAGUCCCAGAAUAAUGUAGGACAGUCCCAGAAUAAUGUAGGACAGUCCCUGAAUAAUGUAGGACAGUCCCAGAAUAAUACAGGACAGUCCCAGAAUAAUACAGGACAGUCCCUGAAUAAUGUAGGACAGUCCCAGAAUAAUGUAGGACAGUCCCAGAAUAAUACAGGACAGUCCCAGAAUAAUACAGGACAGUCCCAGAAUAAUACAGGACAGUCCCAGAAUAAUGUAGGACAGUCCCAGAAUAAUACAGGACAGUCCCAGUCCCAGAAUAAUGUAGGACAGUCCCAGAAUAAUGUAGGACAGUCCCUGAAUAAUGUAGGAAAGCCCCAGAAUAAUGUAGGACAGUCCCAGAAUAAUGUAGGACAGUCCCAGAAUAAUGUAGGACAGUCCCUGAAUAAUGUAGGACAGUCCCUGAAUAAUGUAGGACAGUCCCAGAAUAAUGUAGGACAGUCCCUGAAUAAUGUAGGACAGUCCCAGAAUAAUACAGGACAGUCCCAGUCCCAGAAUAAUGUAGGACAGUCCCUGAAUAAUGUAGGACAGUCCCUGAAUAAUGUAGGACAGUCCCUGAAUAAUGUAGGACAGUCCCAGAAUAAUGUAGGACAGUCCCUGAAUAAUGUAGGACAGUCCCAGAAUAAUGUAGGACAGUCCCUGAAUAAUGUAGGACAGUCCCAGUCCCAGAAUAAUGCAGGACAGUCCCUGAAUAAUGUAGGACAGCCCCCGAAUAAUACAGGACAGUCCCUGUAUAAUGUAGGACAGUCCCAGAAUAAUGUAGGACAGUCCCUGAAUAAUGUAGGACAGUCCCAGAAUAAUACAGGACAGUCCCUGAAUAAUACAGGACAGUCCCAGAAUAAUGUAGGACAGUCCCAGUCCAGAAUAAUGUAG